Messenger RNA from Drosophila guanche, 2220 nucleotides. RefSeq names its product U3 small nucleolar RNA-associated protein 6 homolog. Gene Ontology annotation, molecular function: snoRNA binding; protein binding. Gene Ontology annotation, biological process: maturation of SSU-rRNA from tricistronic rRNA transcript (SSU-rRNA, 5.8S rRNA, LSU-rRNA). The coding region runs from base 119 to 1933 and encodes 604 amino acids. NCBI's taxonomy places the organism in Eukaryota, Metazoa, Arthropoda, Insecta, Diptera, Drosophilidae. The record is from RefSeq and is a predicted model, not a curated record. Gene Ontology annotation, cellular component: small-subunit processome; Pwp2p-containing subcomplex of 90S preribosome. The transcript has 4 exons.
UUGUUUGCAUUGAAAUAAACAAAUUUAAAUUAAUUAAAUUAAAUUAAUGAAUUCAAUUAAACUAAAUUAAUUAAAUUAAAUUAAUUAUUUUAAAAAAAAUAAACAAAAACCAACCAAGAUGGGCGAGUUUAUAGCUGAAAUGCAGGAGCGCCUGCUGCCGGAGUACGAGCAGAUGAAGCACUACAACGUCUUCACGCCGGAUCAAGUCAGAGAAAUAGUGAGCAGGCGGGAGCGUUUAUUCCUGAAGAUAACUAAAAGCCACCUGGCUGUCGGCGAUUAUCUAGAGUUCAUUGUCUACGAGAAGCAAAUGUACAAGACACUCUCCGAUAAGGAGAAGAUGAUGCACAUAAAGCUGACCGGCCUGAAGAACUCCAUAUCCAUACGCAUCAUGCGUCUCUACAGGGAAGUGUUGAGCAAGUUCACCCACGACAGACGCCUGUGGAGCAAUUGGAUCAAGUUUAGCAAAAAGUCGGGUCCACAGGAGGUCGCAGGCAUAUAUGAGAAGAUGCUGCUGUACCAUGGCGAUGAUCCGAACUUUUGGGUGGACGCUGCCCUGUGGCUCUACGAAUACAACCGCCUUAAUAUAGAUCGCGUGAAGGACAUUCUGCUUCGUGGCCUGCAGCGUCAUCCUGACUCGGAGGCACUCAACAAAUGCUUCUUCGACAUUCUGCUAAAGGAGGCAGCUCGUGCAGAUCCUGAGAAAAAUCUCGCUGACAACACUCUGUCCGAGCAGGACAUAAAACUGGAGCGGGUGGAGGCCGUCUAUCGCAACAGCAUGGAAAACAUUACGAGUUUGGACUACUUUGUGAAGCUGCUGGAGAGCUGCGAGGAUCACCACGAGAUAACCCUCAAGCUGCAGCGUCUCAUCAUCGAUGACAUGCAGGAGAAGUUCCCGCGCGAGCCUGGCCUCUGGGAUUUGGCGGCGCAACGUGAGCUGCGUGGCUACCAUCUCGGAGACGCAGAUGAGGAGCCAGACAACAAUGAGGAGGAACCAGCCAGCAAGAAGUCUCGUUCUGCCCCCAAUACCCGCUCCCUAAAGCGCCGCAUUCAGCUGUGCGUGACCGUCUACAAGUCGGCCGUGGAGGUGCUGCAGACACAGGAUAUGUGGACUCUCUAUCUGGAUGCCAUGCUCGCUCUAAACAGCGACGGAAAAGCGGAACGAGCCCUCAAGCAGCAGUGCCUGGCCGAUGCCCUGCAGGAUGGCCAUCGCUCGAAGCUGAUGCACGUGCGGCACUAUGCCAUCCUGAGGAAAAUGCUCAGCAGUGCGCCGAGCGGGCGAGAAGCCGCUGUUACCAUUCUUACGGAGGCCCUCAAGAACGAUGCAUCGGUGGAGAUGCACCAGUUGCUGUUGGGCACGCACGUGCAGAAUGACAGCGAGUCGCUGAUCCAUGAGAUGUUCAACAAAUUCCAAAGGACCAUGGGCCCCGAAGCCCUGCCGCUGUGGCAGAUGGUCAUCCUCUAUUAUCGUACACGUCAGGAUAGCCUCGGCAGGAAGCGACUGGAAGAUAUCUACAAGAUAGCCACAGCCUCCACCUGGCCGAGCUUCUCCGAGCUGCGCUCCGACUAUUUGCGGUAUCUGUGGCAUGCAGAGUCCGUCGAUGCAGCGCGCACGGAAUACGCCAAGCUGGCCCUACAGCCGCCCAUGUCCCUGCAGCUGCAUCGCACGAUGGCCCAGCUCGAGAGCAGCCUGGCAGUGCGCGACAAGGCGGCUAUCAAGUACUGGCGCAUGUGUUACGAGUUCAUGGCCGUUUACUUUGGCAAAACGGAGCCCAGUGUCUGGGUGGAGUAUCUUACCUUUGAGCGGGACCAUGGCGAAACCAAGAACCUGUCCCUGCUCACCCAGCGCGCACUCACCACCCUGGAGCCCCGGUACGUGCCCGCCUUCGAGGCGGAGCGUGCCCUGGCCUAUGUAGGCGCUGCACUCGUUGGCUAAGAAAUCAUCGACUAGGCAUAAGUAAGGACUAAGGACUAGUAAGUCUAUAAAGUGAACCUUUUAUAUUUGUUGUAAUCUGUAUAUUGAGAUUUCCUCGACUUGGCCCUUGUUAUAUAAUUAAUUUUAUAAUAUUCUGCUAUUGAUUGUGCAACACAAAAGUGUUUAAAAUUAGUUUUAGCUUAAGAUGAAGAUCCCUACAACAUUUUUUGGCAAAUAUUACAGUUAUUAAAUAGUUUUCUAAGUGAAAGUGAUUUUUUGGAAUAUUCUGUGGCUCUCUUUAAGGUUGA